AUGAAUACAAAAAUCCCCUCGCCAACCGCCCCCAUGCCAACCGUCACCGAGACAGCCGUCACCGAGACAACCAUCACCGAGAAAACCGUCGCCAUGACAAACGUAGCCAUGCCUACCGUCCCCACUCCAACCAUCGCUGAGACAACGGUCGCCGAGACAACCGUCCCCACGCCAACCAUCCCCACGCCAACAGUCAGCAAGAGAACCGUCCCCAAGCCAACCUUCGCUGAGACAACAAUUCCGUUAUGA
Pterocles gutturalis (yellow-throated sandgrouse) is the source of this 249-nucleotide messenger RNA. Its product is annotated as pEARLI1-like lipid transfer protein 3. The record is from RefSeq and is a predicted model, not a curated record. Bases 1 to 249 code for a protein of 82 amino acids. The transcript has a single exon. NCBI's taxonomy places the organism in Eukaryota, Metazoa, Chordata, Aves, Pterocliformes, Pteroclidae.